AUGCUUCCUUCGCGCGACAACAACCCCCCUCCGCCGCUACCCACCACGACCUCCCGCCAUGAGCGCACGCUCUCCGCCCCCGCUUCCCCGCCAGGGAACGUACCCAAUGUCUCCGUCCUCGUCGAAUCACCCACCGGAAUCAACCCGCCCAGCGACUUCCCAUCUAUCUCCCGUACAAUCUCCCCCGGCGGGGCUACGCCGUCCAUGGGCUCCACACUGCUUGUUCCCGACAACUCGGACGCGGCCUCCAUCAACUCUAUCGGGAGCGCGACGAGCAAAAAGCGGCGUCCAUGGCGGCGCGGCUCUAACCCGAGCCAACCGCGCUCUGCCACCGUCGGCCCGACGGCGAACGGCAAGUCACCUCCGCGCAAGGGCAGCGGCGCGGUGGGCGGGCUUGCGUCGGCGCUGGCUGCCUCCGGGCUUGCCAUGGCGAACCCGGGAAUGUCGAACCCAGGCAUGACCCUGCCGCCGUUCUCUGAGGCAUCGUCUAACGGCGGUCCAGGGACACCCGGCCGCCCGCGACGCUCGAUGGACACACCGAAGACUCCGCCCGGGUCGCGCUCGCGCGGUGCCUCGAUCAGCUAUGGACCGAGCGACUACUCGGACCGAGAUUCAUUCCACUCGGGCAAUGACGCUUAUUCGGACGAGGAGGGCUCGGACAGCGACGAGCUGGACCUUGACCCGGACGACAUCCCGGUGACCGGCUUCGCGGUCGCGAGCAACAAGCGCAACCAGGACUUCCACGAGCUGUUCCCGACGGUGCCGGAGGGCGACUAUCUCAUCGAGGACUACGGGUGUGCGCUGCAGCGUGAAAUCCUGAUCCAAGGCCGGCUGUAUAUUUCGGAGAACCAUGUGUGCUUCCACGCGAAUAUCUUCGGGUGGAUUACGGACCUGUCGAUUCCAAUGUCCGAAGUCGUCUCGCUGGAAAAGCGGAUGACGGCGUUCGUGAUCCCCAACGCCAUCCAGCUCUCCACCCGCACCGCAAAGUACACCUUCACCUCCUUCCUCUCGCGCGACACCACCUUCGACGUCCUCUACAACGUCUGGCGCCUCGCCCGCCCCGAGAACUCCUCCGUCGGCUCCCUUGGCAUCAGCCCACGUGGCUCGCUCGACAACGGCGACUCAGAAGACACCUCCGACGGCAGCCCGCCGAUGAACGGGAAGGCUGCCGCCAAUGGCGCUCCUCCAAAAGCUGUCAAGCAGAAGGUCACCCAAUGCGAGUGUGGGCGGGCUGGCCAGCACUACUCGGAGACCGCGAUGGAAGCCAUAUUCCCGGGCACGCCGGAGAAGAUCUACAACUUGAUGUUCACGAGCGGGUUCAUUAAGGACUUCAUGCGGAUUGACCAGAAGCUCAUCGCAGACGUCCAAAUCUCGGACUGGAUGCCGAUGGACAACCCAAAGCUGCUCGCGCGGAACAUGUCAUACAUCAAGCCACUGAAUGGGAGCAUCGGACCGAAGCAGACGAAGUGCGAGCUGCGCGACGAGACCGCGUUCUGCGACUUUGACCAGUACGUGACCAUGCUCACGACGACGCGCACGCCGGAGGUGCCCAGCGGUGGUGUGUUCUCGGUGAAGACACGGACGUGCAUCACCUGGGCGAGCAGUGUCACGACGCGGGUUUUGGUGACGACGCAGGUUGAGUGGACAGGACGGAGCUUCAUCAAGGGUAUCAUCGAGAACUCCGCCCUCGCCGGCCAGAAAACCUACCAUGUUGAGCUGGAGAAGAGCAUGCGCAGCUAUAUCCACGAUCACGCGUCCGAGUUCAUCCCCGAGGGUGUCGACGUUACCGUUGUGGAGGAGGCCGAGACCCAGCAACAGGCUGAAGUUCCGCAAUCACCCCUCCCGCAUACACCCAGCCAAGACGAGGCGCGGAAGGCGCGCGAGACGGAACGCAACCAGCGCUCGCUGCAAUGGGCGUACGACACGUUCGAUGGCGCGUACACCGUCGCGCGCCGCUCAACCGAGGGCGCGCUCGAGCUCAUCCGCGACGCGUGGGACCAGUCCUCGUCCACGACGAUCCUCUGGUUCUUCAUCGUCGGCCUGCUCGUGUCGAACAUCUGGACGCUCACGCUCAUGGGCACGCGCGAGGAGGUCGGCCGCCGAAAGGAGAUGCGCAAGACGGAGGAGCGCGAGAAGUGGGUGCAAGGUGUCGUCACCGCGCUCUGGGAGGAGCUGCUCACGACGCGCGGGAACCAUAUGGGCGGAGCGGGCGGCGCGUCUGCGGUACCGACCUUCCCGCCUCUUGUACGGCCUGCUUCGGGGGAGUGGCGGGAGGAGCUCGGGCAGAUCACUGGGCAGCUGGAUCUCAUCGAGCAGCGCGUACGCGAGAUCCGGGGCACGCUGGGCCAGCUGGAGCAGUUGGCCCAGCUGGAUUAA
Messenger RNA from Trametes versicolor FP-101664 SS1, 2376 nucleotides. RefSeq lists its product as uncharacterized. The transcript is spliced from 5 exons. Gene Ontology annotation, molecular function: sterol transfer activity; sterol binding. Bases 1 to 2376 code for a protein of 791 amino acids. The record is from RefSeq and is a predicted model, not a curated record. Gene Ontology annotation, biological process: intracellular sterol transport. Lineage: Eukaryota; Fungi; Basidiomycota; Agaricomycetes; Polyporales; Polyporaceae. Gene Ontology annotation, cellular component: cortical endoplasmic reticulum; endoplasmic reticulum membrane; mitochondrion.